Molecule: messenger RNA, 1216 nt
Organism: Trichoderma virens Gv29-8
Lineage: Eukaryota; Fungi; Ascomycota; Sordariomycetes; Hypocreales; Hypocreaceae
Exons: 2
Coding region: 75-1004 (309 amino acids)
Biological process (GO): glutathione biosynthetic process
Cellular component (GO): glutamate-cysteine ligase complex
Molecular function (GO): glutamate-cysteine ligase catalytic subunit binding; enzyme regulator activity
Source: RefSeq, a predicted model, not a curated record
CUUCCCUUGAUCCUUCAAGGCCUUUACCUAAACUCCAUUCAUUGCAGAUAUCAAGGACCCUAACCAACAUCACAAUGACCAAGAUCAUUCUUUCUACGGGCAAUGUCAUGUCCGGAAGCCCAUCCAUCAUUCGCAAAGGCGGCGGUAACUCCAAAUCGAACCUCGAGCUCGUCAACUCUCUCCGAGACAACUUCGUCUCCACGCAGCUAGACUAUGCGAUUGAUGCAUCGCCGACCAACGGCUCCAACACCUUGCCCUCACCCCCUCAGACGCCGGUAGAGGUGUGGACGGAGCGAGACGACAAGACGCUCUACAUCCCCAGGAUCAACUGGGAAACCGCCGGUCUGCGCGAAGAGGCCAGCGAUUAUGAAAUCACCGUCAAGCUGUUCCUCCUCCCGGGCACAUCCGUUUCGGAGCGCGAGCAGUAUGCGCGCGAGGCCCUCGACCUAGUUCGCAAGGAGCUCAACAUCCAAACAAUCGACCUUCUCAUCGUCUCCUUUCCCGGAAUGUCGUUUGUGGGCACAUGCGAAAAGGAAGCCGAGCGCAUCAACGCCCAGCAGGGCAACCUGGAGGAGGAGCUGGCCUCGUGGAAGGUCUUUGAAGACCUUCACAGCCAGGGCCUUGUCAAGCGACUCGGUGUCGCCGAGUUUGGUAGCGAGAAGCUUCGCGCUUUCAUCGAGCGCACAUCGAUUCGCCCGACUGUUGACCAGAUCAACCUCCAAGACUGCUGCAACGCCCCCGCGCCCCUCCAGAGGCUGGCCGAGGAAGAGGGCGUAGAGUUGAAUGUCCACACGGACUGCACCGAUAUCUUGCCCCGCGGCACGCUGCGGGAGCUGCUCGGCCACGGACCUCAGGGAGCCGGAGUGCUGGCCGAUGCUGCUCACGGCGGCGCUGGUCUCGAGGGUGAGCUCUCUCCUCAAUGGGUUGUUCGAUACGUGGCGUUUGUCAAGGACCGCGGCGUUCUCGAGAACAAGGGCUACUUUGCAGGAGCUGAGCUUCAGUGAAGAACAAAAGGACGGGUUGUUUCGGGCUUAUUUGGAUAUCAUGUUUCUUUUGUCACUAAAAGCGAUAUUUAUUGUUUGUUUGAUUUGGUCUGUCCAUCUGGAUAUCAUAAAGUGGGCAUCAUUACAGGGAGCUAUGUCACAUAAUUUCCUCCCUUCGUUCUCCGGCUAGCGAGAAAGAACAGAGAAUAAAGAUUUUUCUUUUUUUUUUUUUU